Notechis scutatus (mainland tiger snake) is the source of this 1176-nucleotide messenger RNA. The record is from RefSeq and is a predicted model, not a curated record. Lineage: Eukaryota; Metazoa; Chordata; Lepidosauria; Squamata; Elapidae.
UUCCAUCCAUAUUUAAAGAAGAAUGAAUUGUACAAUCUUUCUUUGUUGAAAGUGUAUUUGGACCAAAAUGGAGACAUAGCAACAGAUCUGAAGAUCAUUAGUAACGUGUUUCUGCCCAAGGAGGAUCCCAUCAACAAGGAAUUGGGGAGUUUUGAAAGGCAGAGAAUUACAAUCAACCAAGAUGUUUUGUCACAGUUAAAGUUGCUGAACAAGAGCAGUUUAUUGAAAGCAUCAAAAUCAACAACUGAUUUUAAACAUUCUUGGGAUAAACAUACUGAAAAAUGCACAAAGUGCCCAGAAGAACAAUGUCCAACCAAGAACCGAGUCCAAUGUAUCCACAAAAGAAUAACCUUCCUGUCCUAUGAAGAACCUCUGGGCAUCAUCCUCGUCUGCUUUGCCCUAUUCUUGUUCCUAACCACAGGCUUUGUUUUAAUCAUAUUCAUUAAAUAUCUAGAAACUCCCAUUGUCAAAGCCAACAACCGGGACAUCUCCUACAUCCUCCUGAUCUUCCUCUUGCUUUGUUUUCUUUCGUCCUUUCUUUUCAUUGGCCGGCCAAGGAAAGCCACUUGUUUUCUCCGGCAAACAAUGUUCAGCAUUGUCUUCUCAGUAGCUGUGUCUUCUGUGUUGGCCAAAACAAUCAUGGUGGUGCUGGCUUUCCUGGCCUCAAAACCAGGAAACAAGAUGAGAAGAUGGUUAGGAAAGACCUUGGCCAACACUACCAUCCUUUCUUGUUCUGGUGUCCAAAUUUUCAUUUGUGUCAUAUGGCUGGGAGUUUCCCCCCCAUUCCCUGAUUCUGACAUGCACUCCCAGCCUGGAAAAAUCAUCCUUCAAUGCAACGAAGGCUCUGUUACCAUGUUUUAUAUUGUCCUCGCCUACAUGGGUUUCCUUGCUAUCAUUUGCUUCAUAGUGGCUUUCUUGGCCAGGAACCUGCCUGGGGCCUUCAAUGAAGCCAAACUGAUCACUUUCAGCAUGCUGGUCUUCUGCAGUGUCUGGGUUUCCUUCCUUCCCACCUACCUGAGCACCAAAGGGAAAUACAUGGUGGCCGUGCAGGUCUUUUCCAUCUUGGCCUCUGGUGCUGGACUGCUGGGCUGCAUCUUCCUCCUCAAGUGCUACAUUAUCAUCCUUAGACCUGAUCUAAACACUAAGGAACAUCUCAUGAUAAAAAUAGGGAAGUGA